This is a messenger RNA of Lycium ferocissimum, 1296 nucleotides long. RefSeq lists its product as uncharacterized. NCBI's taxonomy places the organism in Eukaryota, Viridiplantae, Streptophyta, Magnoliopsida, Solanales, Solanaceae. Gene Ontology annotation, cellular component: chloroplast. The transcript is spliced from 7 exons. Bases 189 to 1181 code for a protein of 330 amino acids. Gene Ontology annotation, molecular function: hydrolase activity, acting on ester bonds. The record is from RefSeq and is a predicted model, not a curated record.
UUUAACAGUUUUAACAUAGAUGGUAUUAUUUUCAGUGUACACAAAGUUAGAAUUCAGACAGUAGAAGUAUAAUAUUACAAUUUACAUGACAGAGCAAGAAACAGGCGUGGGAAUAUGAGCACCACAAAACUCCACAAAGAAAGUAGAAUAUUUAAAAGUUAGUGAGCUGAAGAAGGCAAGUGGGGAAAAUGGCUAUGAGUGUAGCAUGGUUGUCACCAUGCACCACCAUUUCACCAUACAAAUUCAAUACUACUCCAAGGCGCUUCAGCUGCUGCUCUGCCAUUUCUUCUCAAGCUGAUUUGUCAACUAGUACUGCAACCACUUCUUCCACCAUUCGUCCUGCUGUUAUUCUUCCGGGCUUAGGGAACAACUCAAAUGACUAUGAGAAACUGGCUCUUAUAUUGAAAGACUAUGGAGUGCCAACAGCAAUAGCAAAAGUUUCAAGAAUUGAUUGGCUGAGGAAUGCUGCUGGUUUAUUGGACACAAAUUAUUGGCGUGGCACCCUUCGUCCUCGUCCAGUGCUUGACUGGUACCUCAAAAGAAUUGAUGAAGCCAUCAGUCAAGCGAAAGAAUUGGCUCAAGGUGGGAAUGGAACUUUAUCUUUUAUAGGGCAUUCAGCUGGAGGAUGGCUAGCACGUGUCUAUUUGCAGGAAUUUGGCUCCUCAGAUAUUUCCUUGUUACUGACUCUAGGAACCCCCCACCAGCCACCACCUAAAGGUUUGCCAGGAGUAAUUGAUCAAACAAGGGGCCUCUUGUAUUACGUUGAAGAGAAUUGUGCAAAAGCUGUCUAUUCUCCAGAACUUAGAUAUGUAUGUAUAGCAGGGAGGUAUAUUCAAGGGUCGCGUUUCUUUGAUUCAAGUUCAACAUACAGCUCUGAAGUCAUGGGCGACGUUGAAGAGCCAAUGACAGAGGUUGCUGCUGUAAGCAACACAAAUGCAGAGACUCUAACAGGCUCCACUUUUCGUACACGGUUUGUUGGUCAAGGCUACAAGCAGGUUUGUGGCCAGGCAGAUGUCUGGGGUGAUGGAGUUGUUCCAGAAGUUUCAGCUCAUCUGAAAGGCGCACUUAAUGUCACUCUGGACGGAGUGUACCAUUCACCUGUUGGUUCUGAUGAUGCUACAAGACCAUGGUAUGGUUCUCCUGCUGUUGUCGAACACUGGAUACGACACCUCCUUGUCUGACUGUUUAGUUUCAUGGUAAAUAUUAGGCAAAUUUGCCUUAUUAUUUGUGGCAAUUGGAGAACAUUGUUCAUAUAAAUGUCACGUCUGAGCCAAUUAAUGAAAUCUCCUUCAUGAG